CAUUUUGUGCCGCAGUUACAAUCCGAACUACCCAGUCGGGAGUUGAACGUUGUUCGGAAGGGUUGGAGGUUACGUAUUGCUGAGUGUCGGCUGACCUCUAUACAGCUUUGCCCAAGAACGAACGAUCAGAAAUACAGCUGAAAAAUCUAGACAUACCAUGAGUGGCUGUCGUGUAUUCAUCGGAAGGUUGAAUCCAGCUGCCAGAGAGAAGGAUGUGGAAAGAUUUUUCAAGGGAUAUGGACGCAUCAGAGACAUAGACUUGAAAAGGGGCUUUGGAUUUGUGGAGUUUGAAGAUCCAAGAGAUGCUGAUGAUGCAGUCUAUGAAUUGGACGGAAAAGAACUCUGCAGUGAAAGGGUUACAAUUGAACAUGCAAGGGCCCGCUCUAGAGGUGGAAGAGGCAGAGGACGUUACUCUGAUCGUUUUAGUAGCCGUCGUCCAAGAAAUGACAGAAGAAAUGCUCCACCUGUAAGAACAGAAAAUCGUCUCAUUGUAGAAAACUUGUCAUCCAGGGUCAGCUGGCAGGAUCUCAAAGACUUCAUGAGACAAGCUGGGGAAGUAACAUUUGCAGAUGCACAUAGGCCCAAGCUAAAUGAAGGGGUGGUUGAGUUUGCCUCUUACAGUGAUUUAAAGAAUGCUAUUGAAAAGCUUUCUGGCAAAGAAAUCAAUGGAAGGAAAAUCAAAUUAAUUGAAGGCAGCAAAAGACACAGUAGGUCCAGAAGCAGGUCCCGGUCUCGUAGCCGGAGCUCAUCAAGGUCUCGUAGCCGCUCUCGCUCCAGAAGCCGCAAGUCUUACACCAGAUCCAGGAGCAGGAGCCGUAGCAAGUCCCGUUCAGUUAGUAGGUCUCCUGUCCCUGAAAAAAGCCAAAAACGUGCAUCUUCAAGUAGAUCAAAAUCUCCAGCUUCUGUGGAUCGCCAGAGAUCGCGCUCAAGGUCAAGAUCUGUUGACAGUGGCAACUGAACUACAGUUUGCCCUGGGGGACUCCUAAAACAUACUUGCUAGUAGUUGUGGUAAGUAUGUGACUUCUGGGAAAAGGGACUGAACAGGAGGGAGGGGGGAUUUAACAGCUUUGUAUAUGUGGGACCACAGAAGUUACUGAACUAUAAUUGUAUUGUCUUUUUGAUAAUCUUUUUUUCUGCUCACUUCAUUAAGACAGAAGUGCAUAGCUUCAUGUAUAUUGCUAGAGCUCUUUGAAAAAACUUAAACUUCUUUUGUAUUUAAAGAGAAACCUACUUUUGAACAUUUAGUUCUCUGUACUCUGAUAUUUGGUAUUUCUGGUGUUGAAAUAUUUUAUUAGCUAUAGAGCUCUACACUAUCUGUAAAUAAAGCUUUAUUUGAUUUUCUGUGCUGCUCAAUGUUUAUGCAUUGGUGUCCAGUUCUACUGAUAAUAAACUUAUUUUUAAAAGUG
Messenger RNA from Rhineura floridana, 1406 nucleotides. It is a transcript of the gene SRSF5, whose product is annotated as serine and arginine rich splicing factor 5. Bases 158 to 958 code for a protein of 266 amino acids. Gene Ontology annotation, cellular component: nucleus; ribonucleoprotein complex; cytoplasm. The transcript has 8 exons. The record is from RefSeq and is a predicted model, not a curated record. Gene Ontology annotation, molecular function: mRNA binding. Lineage: Eukaryota; Metazoa; Chordata; Lepidosauria; Squamata; Rhineuridae.